Molecule: messenger RNA, 8650 nt
Organism: Oncorhynchus masou masou (cherry salmon)
Lineage: Eukaryota; Metazoa; Chordata; Actinopteri; Salmoniformes; Salmonidae
Gene: cacna1fb
Product: calcium channel, voltage-dependent, L type, alpha 1F subunit
Exons: 49
Coding region: 1-6303 (2100 amino acids)
Biological process (GO): calcium ion import across plasma membrane
Cellular component (GO): voltage-gated calcium channel complex; membrane
Molecular function (GO): high voltage-gated calcium channel activity
Source: RefSeq, a predicted model, not a curated record
AUGUAUGAGGACAAUCGCAAAAGGUCAGGGUUCGGUAAUCAACAGGAGGAGGGUGGAGGAGAGGGAGAAGAGGGAGAAGAGGAGGAGGAGGAGGAGGAGGAGGAGGAGGGAGGAGAGGGGGAUGAGGGAGGGGAGAAGAAAGGAGACGCGGAGUGGACGGAGGACGGUAUGGCCGACAACGGAGGAGUGAAGAUGACGAGGACGGACACACUCCACUCUACGACCAGUUCCACGGGGACCCAGAGGAAGAAGAGCCAUCAUAACAAGAAAGUGGUACAGGGUUCUGACAAGGUCCAGAGAGCGCCCAGAGCCCUUUACUGCCUCAAACUCAACAACCCCAUACGCAGGGCCGCACUCUCCAUCGUAGAGUGGAAACCCUUUGACAUCUUCAUCCUGAUAGCCAUCUUCGCUAACUGUAUAGCGCUGGGGGUGUCCAAGCCUUUCCCUGAGGAAGACUCCAACUCCACCAACCACGAUCUGGAACAAGUGGAAUAUGUGUUUCUGAUUAUCUUCACCAUCGAGACCUUUCUGAAGAUCUUGGCUUAUGGCUUAGUGAUGCACCCCAGCUCCUACAUUCGCAACGGAUGGAACUUGUUGGACUUUGUCAUUGUCAUCGUCGGGCUGUUCAGUGUCGUCCUGGAGACGAUGACCCAUAAGGCCACUGGGGAGGCUGCGUCGACCCACCAUGUGCCAGGGAAGCCUGGAGGUCUGGACGUCAAAGCUCUCCGAGCCUUCAGAGUACUGAGGCCCCUACGGCUGGUCUCAGGAGUACCUAGUCUUCAGAUCGUAUUGAACUCCAUCAUGAAGGCCAUGCUGCCUCUGCUCCACAUCGCCCUGCUGGUCCUGUUUGUCAUCAUCAUCUAUGCCAUCAUCGGCCUCGAGCUGUUCAUAGGACGGAUGCAUAAAUCCUGCUACUACAUCGGCACAGACAACUAUGCAGAGGAUGACCCUGUGCCCUGUGCAUUUGCGGGUCAUGGCCGUCAGUGUGUUGUGAACGGGUCUGAGUGUCGAGGAAAGUGGGCUGGACCCAACGGAGGAAUCACCAACUUUGACAAUUUCUUCUUCGCUAUGCUGACGGUGUUCCAGUGUAUCACUAUGGAGGGGUGGACUGACGUACUCUACUGGAUGAAUGAUGCCAUCGGGUUUGAGAUGCCCUGGGUUUACUUUGUCAGUCUGGUGGUUUUUGGCUCCUUCUUCGUCCUCAACCUGGUUUUGGGUGUGUUGAGUGGAGAGUUCUCCAAGGAGAGAGAGAAGGCCCAGGCGCGAGGGGACUUCCAGAAGCUGAGGGAGAAGCAGCAGAUGGAGGAGGACCUGUCUGGAUACAUGGACUGGAUCACACAGGCUGAGGACAUGGAUGAGUUUGACGAGGAUGGAAACAGACUUGCGACCCUGGGGGAUCUGUCAGACAAGAAGAAAGGGAAGUUUGGCUGGUUCAGUCACUCAAACGACACACACGCAAGUCUUCCAGCCAGUGAGACAGCCUCUACCAACACGGAGAAUAUAGAUGAGGAACACACUGAUUGCUGUGCCGCCUGCUGCGCUCGAAUGAUGAAUAACAGCUGCUGUCGAACGUUGCGGCGGUGGAACCGGGUGUGUCGGAGGAACUGCCGCGUGGCGGUGAAGUCGGUGACGUUCUAUUGGUUGGUUCUGUUUCUGGUGUUCCUCAACACCAUCUGCAGCGCCUCGGAACACUACGACCAGCCAGAUUGGCUCACAGAGGUCCAGGACAUAGCCAACAAGGUUCUGCUGUCUCUGUUUACGGUGGAGAUGCUGUUGAAGAUGUACGCUCUGGGGACGUCUCAGACCGGCUACUUCAAGGCCUUUUUCAACCGUUUCGACUUCUUCGUGGUGUGCGGAGGCAUCACGGAGACCACUCUGGUGGAGCUGGAGAUCAUGCCGCCUCUCGGCAUCUCCGUGCUUCGCUGUGUCCGACUCCUCAGGAUAUUUAAAGUGACACGUCACUGGACAGCUCUGUCCAACCUGGUGGCCUCUCUGCUCAACUCGAUGAAGUCUAUCAUGUCCCUUCUCCUCCUGCUCUUCCUUUUCCUGAUCAUCUUCGCUCUGCUGGGCAUGCAGCUGUUCGGAGGGAAGUUCAAUUUCGACGAGACCCAGACCAAGAGGAGCACCUUUGACACCUUCUCCCAAGCCCUGCUUACCUGCUUUCAGAUUCUAACAGGUGAGGACUGGAACUUAGUGAUGUAUGACGGCAUCAUGGCAUACGGAGGGCCCGUCUUCCCUGGCAUGAUCAUCUGUAUCUACUUUGUCAUCCUCUUCAUCUGUGGUAACUAUAUCCUGCUGAAUGUCUUCUUGGCUAUCGCUGUGGACAACUUAGCAGGAGGAGACGGUGACACGAAGAAAGAAGAGAAGAAAGAAGAGGGGGAAGCAAAGGAGGGGGAGGGAGAGAAUGGAGAACUGAAGAUUGACGUUGAUGAUGAGACUGAGUAUGAGGAAGAGGAGGAGCCUGAACAGACAGAAGAGGCGGCAGUAGGCAUCCAGCUGAACGUAGCAGACAUCCUCCCUCCCAAGGAGAAGGUUACACCAAUCCCAGAGGGCAGCGCCUUCUUCUGUCUCAGCAAGACCAACCCGAUCCGUCGUGGUUGCCACUUCCUGAUCCACCACCACAUCUUCUGCAAUCUCAUCCUGGUCUUCAUCAUCCUCAGCAGCUGCUCUUUGGCCGCAGAGGAUCCCAUCAGAGCACACUCCUUCAGGAACAAUGUUCUGGGCUAUGCAGACUAUGCCUUCACCUCUAUAUUCACAGUGGAGAUUAUACUGAAGAUGACGGUUCAUGGAGCGUUCCUCCACCAAGGUUCAUUCUGUAGGAACUGGUUCAAUCUGUUGGAUCUCCUGGUCGUCUCUGUGUCUCUGAUCUCCUUCUUCCUACAUUCGAGUGCCAUCUCUGUGGUAAAGAUUCUCAGGGUACUCAGAGUACUCAGGCCUCUACGAGCCAUCAACAGAGCCAAAGGACUGAAGCAUGUGGUCCAGUGUGUGUUUGUAGCGAUCAAGACCAUCGGUAACAUCAUGAUCGUCACUACUCUACUACAGUUCAUGUUCGCCUGCAUCGGAGUCCAGCUCUUCAAGGGUAAAUUCUACCGCUGUACAGACGAGGCCAAGCACACCCCAGAGCAGUGCAAGGGAACCUUUGUGGUGUAUAAGGAUGGGGAUGUGAGCCACCCCAUGGUGAGAGAGAGGAUCUGGCACAACAGUGACUUUAACUUUGACAACGUCCUGAUGGGCAUGAUGGCUCUGUUCACAGUGUCCACCUUCGAGGGCUGGCCAGCGCUCCUGUAUAAGGCGAUUGAUGCUAAUGGAGAGAACCAUGGUCCUGUCUAUAACUACCGUGUUGAGAUCUCCAUCUUCUUCAUCGUCUACAUCAUCAUCAUUGCCUUCUUCAUGAUGAACAUCUUCGUGGGCUUUGUCAUCAUCACCUUCAGAGAGCAGGGAGAGUCUGAAUAUAAGAACUGCGAGCUAGACAAGAACCAGAGACAGUGUGUAGAGUUUGCUCUGAAGGCCCAGCCAUUGAAGCUGUACAUCCCAAAGAACCCAGUGCAGUAUAAGUUCUGGUCGUUUAUCCAGUCUACAGCGUUUGAAUACGUCAUGUUCGUUCUAAUUCUCCUCAACACUGUCACUUUGGCGGUUCAGCACUAUGAGCAGUCCAAGGUGUUCAGUCAUGUGAUGGACAUCCUCAACAUGGUCUUCACUGGUCUCUUCACUGUGGAGAUGCUGCUCAAACUACUGGCUCUACGACUCAGGCAUUAUUUCAUAGAUGCCUGGAACUCUUUUGAUGCUCUGAUCGUGGUGGGCAGUGUCGUGGAUAUUGUGGUGACGGAAUUCAGCAGCUCUGAUGACAGUUCCAGAGUGUCCAUCACGUUCUUCCGUCUGUUUCGAGUGAUGCGAUUGGUCAAACUGCUGAGCAAGGGGGAGGGAAUUCGAACGCUGCUCUGGACCUUUGUCAAGUCCCUCCAGGCCCUGCCCUACGUUGCCCUUCUCAUCGCCAUGAUCUUCUUCAUCUAUGCCGUCAUCGGCAUGCAGACGUUUGGGAAGAUAGCCAUGCAGGACUACACUCAGAUCAACAGGAACAACAAUUUUCAGACGUUUCCUCAGGCUGUACUGGCUCUAUUCAGGUGUGCUACAGGGGAGGCGUGGCAGGAGAUCAUGCUAGCCAGUCUGCCAGGUAAACGGUGUGACCCAGAGUCAGACUACCUGCCUGGCGAAGAGUUCACCUGUGGAAGCAACUUCGCUAUAGUCUACUUCAUCAGCUUCUUCAUGCUGUGUGCUUUCCUGAUUAUCAACCUGUUUGUUGCUGUCAUCAUGGACAACUUUGACUAUCUAACCCGUGAUUGGUCCAUUCUGGGGCCUCAUCACCUGGAUGAGUUCAAGAGGAUCUGGUCGGAGUACGACCCUGAGGCCAAGGGUCGUAUUAAACAUCUAGAUGUCGUAGCUCUGUUGCGAAGGAUCCAGCCUCCUCUGGGCUUCGGAAAGCUCUGUCCUCACCGCGUGGCGUGCAAGCGUCUGGUGGCCAUGAACAUGCCUCUAAACAGCGACGGCACCGUAACCUUCAACGCCACUCUGUUCGCCCUGGUCAGAACUGCCCUGAAGAUCAAAACGGAGGGUAACCCGGACCAGGAGAACGAGGAGUUGAGGACCAUAAUAAAGAAGAUCUGGAAAAGGAUGAAGCCCAAGGUUCUGGACGAGGUCAUCCCCCCACACGAGGAAGAGGAUGUGACAGUUGGUAAGUUCUACGCAACCUUCCUGAUUCAGGACUACUUCAGGAAGUUCAGGAAGAGAAAAGAGCAAGGAGAUCUGGAAGAGGGCGACCCAAACAACACCUCUGCUGCUCUACAGGCGGGUCUGCGUACCCUGCAGGACCUGGGGCCGGAGAUGAGGAUGGCCAUGUCAGCUGACCUGGAGGAGGAAGAGGAAGAGGGCAUGGAGGAAGAACCAGAGGAAGAUGACUCUCCCUAUAAGACUGAUAAUGGCUAUGCCCCUGAGGUUAAGGACAGACGUGGCUCCAUGGUCACCACCCUUACUGGAGGAGGUAUGCCCAGGGAGAGUCUCUCCAACGGGGGUCUGGCCCACCGAGGUUCCACCUCCUUCUCCAAGACUCCCAACGGAGGAGGCCUGGAGCAGGAUGAGCUGAGACGAGGAGAUAACAUGAGGUCCUCGCUCAACCAUCAUCAUCGUCAUUCUUCCAUUAAGAACGGACUGGUGGACCAACCGGCCAUGAGCAGAAGGAAUUCUAACAAGUAUUCAAGAAGAGACAGCAGAGGAGACAGGUAUUCUCCUGUCCGAGGUCGUAACGGAGGGAUGGAUGGAGGAGAGGAGAGUUACGGAGGAGAGGAGGGUUACUACGAUGAGGAUAACGAGAGCCUUGAUCCUCGUGACAGACUUCGUUACCCUGACGACCCUCCUCUGUACCCUGGUCAGCAUGACCACAUGUACGACGCCCACGCCCCCGGCAACGCUGCCUACGGUAAUAACUAUGGCAACGGGAACGGGAAUGGCUAUGGAGAUGGACGGAGGACCGCGAGGAGACGCCUCCUCCCCGCCACACCUACCGGUCGUAAGCCAUCCUUUAAUAUCCAAUGUCUGAGGAGGCAGGACAGCAAUGAUGACCUUCCCAUCCCAGGAACCUACCACCAGAACUCUCCCCCCUGCCGGGCACGCACACAGACGUACGGCAGUUACGAGUCCCGUCGCAGCAGCAGCCGUUCCUCAACAGGUUCCUCUGCCUCCUGGGCCAACCCUUGCCCUCGCCGAGGUCGCCUCCUCUAUGCCCCUCUCAUCCUGGUCGAAGAGGAAGGGGCGGGGGGCGGCGGCGGCUCCGGGAUCUGGGGGGACAAGACGGGUGGAGGGGCCAACGUAACGGCUGCCACCUCCCGACCUGGCCCUGCGGGGUGGUACACGGGGCCCCCUUGUCCCUCAGGAGGUUCCCAGGCACCAUACAGGGCCUAUACCACACUAAGGGUCCCCACUCAGCUCAGCCCUCACUACAGCGACAAGAGAGGCAGCGCUGACAGCCUGGUAGAAGCAGUGCUGAUCUCAGAGGGGCUGGGUCUGUAUGCCAAGGAUCCCAAGUUUGUAGCCUUCGCCAAACGGGAGAUUGCUGACGCGUGUCAUAUGACAAUUGACGAGAUGGAGAGUGCGGCCAGCGACCUGCUGAGUCGGGGAAGCAGAGGUGGAGGGGGUGGCGGUUUCCUGAACAAUCCCGACCUUGGAACCCUGUACAGCGACGAGGAGCCAAUCAGAACGGGCCGCGACGAGGAAGACCUGGCGGACGAGAUGACCUGCGUCACUUCCUUCUAAUCUGGACGACGGUCGAUCAAUUAAUCAAUCGAUCGAUCGUGAUUGAUUGAUUGAGUUUAUUGUGAUCAGGAGCAGACCAGACUUACUGGGCACUAGGGAGACAGAGGACAACUGAGGGACAGAUAGAUGGAGGACAGAUAUGGAGCUGGACAUAUAGACAAGAGGUUGUCCAGUCCAGUGUCCUUAGUCCCUCCAUCUUGACUAUAGACAGAUAUAUAUUAUAGGCCUCUAGGCUUUACAGAGAAUGGACCCAAAGGGACUAGAUUGAGAUGUGAGACAGAGGAUGGACCCAAAGGGACUAGAUGGAGAUGUGAGACAGAGGAUGGACCCAAAGGGACUAGAUGGAGAUGUGAUGUGAGACAGAGGAUGGACCGAAGGGACUAGAUGGAGAUGUGAUGUGAGACAGAGGAUGGACCCAAAGGGACUAGAUGGAGAUGUGAUGUGAGACAGAGGAUGGACCCAAAGGGACUAGAUGGAGAUGUGAUGUGAGACAGAGGAUGGACCCAAAGGGACUAGAUGGAGAUGUGAGACAGACGAUGGACCGAAGGGACUAGAUGGAGAUGUGAGACAGGGGAUGGACCCAAAGGGACUAGAUGGAGAUGUGAGACAGAGGAUGGACCGAAGGGACUAGAUGGAGAUGUUAGACAGACGAUGGACCGAAGGGACUAGAUGGAGAUGGGAGACAGGGGAUGGACCCAAAGGGACUAGAUGGAGAUGUGAGACAGACGAUGGACCGAAGGGACUAGAUGGAGAUGUGAGACAGACGAUGGACCCAAAGGGACUAGAUGGAGAUGUGAGACAGGUGAUGGACCGAAGGGACUAGAUGGAGCGACAGAGAAAAAAGUGAAAGAAGAGAAAGAUUUUAAAAAAGAGACAGAAAGACGUGAGAGAUGACCUCCCCAAAGGCACGCUAUAUAGUGCACUGCUUUUUGACCAGGGCCCAUAGGGACUAUGGAUGAUGUAGGGAAUAAGGGGGCAUUUGGGAAGCAAACAAAUGUGGGUGAGGUGAGGAACCGAUUCGGGAAGGUGGAUGAUCUUAAGGAUGAGUUGUGUGUGUGUGUGUGUGUGGAGAAGAUCACAUUAAUGGAAGAAUAGAAUAUGAGAGAUGGGGAGAAAGAGAGAAGAGAGAGAAGCGAGAGAGAAAGAUGGGGUGGAGAGUAGGAGAGAGAGAGUAGAGAGAGCGAGAGAGAGAGAGAUGGGGGAGAGCGUGACUGCUGGGUGAGUCAGUGAGUAGCACUCUCAGAUCAUAAACACAUUUGCAUCAAAUUGUGUUGGUCUCUGGUAACAGACUCCUUUAAGAUAUUUGUACUGCGCAUCAUGUUGUACAUGCACAUUAUCUUGAUGGAUAUACUGUACAAUGUUUUUCAUUUUCAGCUUUAGAUUAUUUUUGAUUUGAUGAAAGAACUGAAAUUGUGAAAUACUUUUAAAAACAAAGUUGUUAGUGUUGUCGUGGUGAUGCGUCUACUACCAGGGCCGGUGGGGCUCAAUUCAUUUUUCAAUUCAGUCAAUUUAAAUUAAAUUCAUGAAUUUGAAAAUUGUCUGCAUUGUUUUUUAUGAGAAUUUUUCAAUUCCUGAAUUAGAAUUAACUAGCCUGAAUUGGGUGAAUUAAAACCUGAUUUGGCUGAAUUAAAACCUGAAUUGGCUAAAUUAAAACCUGAAUUGGCUGAAUUAAAACCUGAAUUGGCUGAAUUAAAACCUGAAUUGGCUGAAUUAAAACCUGAAUUGGCUGAAUUAAACCCUGAAUUGGCUGAAUUAAAACCUGAUUUGGCUGAAUUAAAACCUGAAUUGAACCACCACUCUGUUCUUCUUCUCUUUGUGUUAGAUAUCACGUCUAUGUUGCUUUCUGUUUGAAAACAGAUCACAUCACGUCUGUUGUUUUUAUUUUUGAUGUUUUUCCAGGAUGUCGCUGUGCUGUGCCCCAAAUUUACACCCCAUUCCCUAAAUAAUGCACUACUUCUGACCAGGGCUCUGGUCCAAUGUAGUAUCAAAUAGGGAAAAGUGUCCCAUUUAGGACACAGUCUCUGUCUAAAUGCACUGUGAUUGCUGUUUUUAAUAAUGAUAGUAAUUUCAUUUCAAGCAACAACAAAAAAUGUUAUUUUUUAAAUGUGUUUUUAUUUAUAUCCUGGAUAUGCAAGGUUUAUAAGCAGCUGAAAAUACAAAGUGCUCAUUUUAUUCUGGCAUUAAUAACUUAAUUGCAUGUUUUAUCAGCUCAUAUAGACUAAAACAAACGUUCAUUUGAAAUGUCAUUGCUCAUUGUCGAAAGCAUCAAUGUUUUAAUUCAGAUUUCUAUAAUUCUAUAUGAAUCUAAUACAAUUUAUUCAAAUGUCAUAUCGAUAAACACAAAAUG